Molecule: messenger RNA, 918 nt
Organism: Lactuca sativa (garden lettuce)
Lineage: Eukaryota; Viridiplantae; Streptophyta; Magnoliopsida; Asterales; Asteraceae
Molecular function (GO): calcium ion binding
Source: RefSeq, a predicted model, not a curated record
CUAUGUUCGUGCAUCCAAACAAAAGGUAAAAAGCAAUUGGUCAAACUCAAAGGUCAAAACUUUCGCAAAUCCACUUUCAAGAUCACAGGCUACCUGUUUCUUGAUUAUUGUUGUGCUGGUCACCAAAUCUCUCCCUUCUCUUUCCCCAAAUCUCACGCAUUUCAAUACCCACAAUAAAUAACCUAGGGUUCUACCCUAUUCUCAAAUUCAGUACAAAAAUCUCUUCGAAGUCAUGGGGAACACAUCGUCAAUGCUCACUCAAUACGACAUCGAAGAAGUCCAAGAACAUUGCAACAACACAUUUUCGCAACAAGAGAUAGUUUCCUUGUACCAAAGGUUCUGUCAGUUGGAUCGUAACAGUGGUGGGUUCAUCUCAGCUGACGAAUUCCUUUCGGUGCCGGAAUUCGCCGUCAAUCCCCUCUCUCAGCGACUAUUCAGGAUGAUUGAUGGAUUGAAUUUCAAGGAAUUUGUGUUAUUUUUAUCUGCAUUUAGUUCUCGUGCGACCUUACAACAUAAAGUAGAAUUCAUAUUCAAGGUUUAUGAUUCUGAUGGCAAUGGGAAGGUUGCAUUCUCUGAUUUGUUAGAUGUUUUACGAGACUUGACAGGACAAUUCAUUUCUGAACAACAAAGAGAGAUUGUCCUGACACAUGUUCUUGAGGAAGCAGGGUAUAAAAAAGAUUCUUUAUUAGUUCAAUCCGACUUCAUGAAGAUUCUUGGAAACUCGGGGUUGAAGAUGGAAGUUGAGGUUCCUGUUGACUAGUUUCAGAUUUAGUUUUUACAAAAAUCAGGUGUUUAGAUGCUUGUAUCAUGUAGUGUAAACAACUAAUGUUUUUUACUUUUUAGUUAUACCUGUUGUUUGAAUCUGAAUUUGAUCUUGUUUAUGUCUUCCAAGAGUGUUAGAAUUUGUAUUUUGCAUCA